Molecule: messenger RNA, 6449 nt
Organism: Malus domestica (apple)
Lineage: Eukaryota; Viridiplantae; Streptophyta; Magnoliopsida; Rosales; Rosaceae
Source: RefSeq, a predicted model, not a curated record
AAAUACCACCAACCAACUACUCUUUGUGAACGGACUUACUAUUACUGAGAAAGGAGCGAAGAGUUUCCAGAAUAGAGCCCCUUUGCAGAAUCUACAGCUAACCAUGUUCGAUUACUCGAGAUGAAACACUUACACCGAAGCGACCCUCACGCAGGAGAGAAACUCUCACAGAGGAGAGAACUUGACCAAAAGAGAGAAUUCUUUGCUUUUGAUCUGUUUGAUUUGUGAUUUGUGUACGGAAGGAAGAAUAUGGCACAGCUAUCUAGUUUUACUGCUGAGGGAAUACUUGCAAAGGCGGUUUCACUUUCCAAUGAACCGCUCGUCCGUUCUUGGGAACUUGAAGAAAAACUGAAAAGCCUGCAUCAAACAUUAUCCAUGAUUCAAGAUAUCACGCGUGAAGCUGCUGAGCAACCACAAGAUCCGCGUGAGGCAGUGGCGUCGUGGGUGCAGAAACUUAAGGACGUAGCCAAUGAUGCUGAUGAUGUCUUGGAGGAAAUCAACUAUGAAGUUCUCCGCCAUAAGCACGAAAUACAAAACCAUUUGAAGAGAAAGGUACUCAACUUCUUUUCAUUCUCUAAUCCGGUUGCAUUUCGUCUUAAAACAGCAUGUAAAAUUAAGAGCAUCAACGCAUCGUUGGUGGAUCUCGCCAGUCAGGCAUCUUCUAUGGCACUAUUUUCCAAAAAUAUAGAUGCAACUUCUCAAGCAAUGAAAUCGACGAGAGAAACCAAUUCAUCAAUUGGCAAUGAAAUCAUCGUUGGCAGAGAUGAUGCCGUGUCAAACAUAGUUGCAACCUUGACCAACUCAAAAGAUCAAGAAAGUCUUUCUGUCAUGGCCAUUGUGGGGAUGCCAGGCUUGGGAAAAACUACUUUGGCCAAGUUGGUUUAUAAUGAAGAUGCGAUAAGUCAACAGUUCGAUAAGAAAAUAUGGAUAUAUGUAUCCAAAACAUUCGAUGUCGAUUUAAUUUUGAGUCGAAUCUUAGAAUGUGUUAACUGUGGAACGGUUGAUAUACAAAGUCAGGAGGCAGUGCUUAAAAGCCUCCAAGAACAGUUGGCGGAGAAAAGAUGUCUUCUUGUACUCGAUGACGUUUGGAAUGAAGAUUCCGAAGAAUGGAGCAAAUUGAUGAUUUGUUUGUCAGAACUCCGUUUUGCACGGGGGAGCACCAUACUAGUCACUACACGCAGUUCCAAAGUUGCAACAAUUACGGAAACACUUUCUCGCUAUGAUUUGGGAUUUCUAUCGGAAGACGAAUGCUGGUCCAUAUUGAAGGGAAGAGCAUUUGUAGAUAAUACUGCUCCUACAGAUCCUGAUCUAGAGACAGUUGGAAGAGACAUUGCCAAAAAGUGUGCAGGUUUACCAUCUGUGGCAAAGGUUUUCGGAGGAAUGUUGCGUUCUAAGAAUGGUGCAGAUCAAUGGUCAGCAAUUCUACAAAGUAAAAUAUGUGACUCUCCAGAAGCAAAAGAGAUUAUCAUCUCGGAAUUGAAGUUGAGUCUGGAUAAUUUGAAAUUCCCAUUUUUGAAACAAUGCUUCACUUAUUGCUCAAUGUUCAAGAAAGGAUCUGAAAUUGAAAGGGAUGACCUAAUCCAACUAUGGAUGGCUCAAGGAUUGCUUUGCCCUUCUUCCGAGAAUAGUGAUCUAGAAAUGGAGGAUAUAGGCACUGAGUAUUUUCAUAUUCUAUUGCAAAACUCCUUACUUCAAGAUCUUACGAAGGAUGAAUUUGGUGUCGUAGCCAAAUGCAAGAUGCACGCUCUUGUGCAUGAUUUUGCAGAACAUGUAUCAAAAUUUGAGAGCGCAACUUCAGAUUCUAAUGAAACAGUCGGCACACUGAAGAUCCGACAUGCUUCACACAUUCCUACUUUGGUUUUGCAAUCAAUUCCGAAAAAAAGUUUAAGGGGAUUGCGCUCAUUGUUUUCUAAUAGUGAAGUUCCUAGUCACAUGUUGCCAAGGUUUAGAGGUUUACAUGUCUUGAAUCUUUACAACGCUGAUAUUAAGGAGCUGCCUAUUUCAAUUGGGAAACUGAAGCAAUUGAGGUAUUUAAACGUUUCUAGAACAAAGAUUGAAGCACUCCCCAAAUCUGUGGGCAAGCUCCAUAACUUACAGACAUUAAGAAUGGAGCAUUGUAGACGUCUAAAGGUGUUUUCUAUGGAAAUGGGAGAUUUGAUCAACUUAAGACACAUCUAUUUUGGUCCUGUCCAAAAAAAGAAACGUGCUAAUUUUGGUUGGUACAGGGAAUCUCAUGUUAGGGUUGGGCAAUUGACCAGUCUUCGAACCAUGCCUUAUUUUAUUGUGAGUCCUGAUGGAACCAGUCGUGGAAUUGAGGAAUUGGCUGGCUUAAACCACUUAAAAGGUGAAUUGGCUAUUUAUGAUCUGGAACAUGUGAGGGAUGGAGAGGAAGCGAAGAAAUCAAAUUUAGUUGGGAAGAAAAACAUACGAAAGUUAUCACUUAUAUGGGGUGAGGAAAUGAGGCCAUGCAACAACAGUGAAGAGGAUGUUCUCCAAGGCCUCCAGCCGCACCCUAAUCUUGAAAUUCUAGAGAUUCGCAAUUUCAUGGGUGCUCAAUUUCCAUCUUGGAAGCCACACAACAACUUGAAAGAGAUUCGAUUAUUUCAGUGCGACGUAUGUGAAGAAGCCCCUAUGCUUGGCCAUCUACCUAGUCUUAUGCAUCUUGAGUUUAAUACAAUGUGUAAUCUAAAACGUUUGGGAGAUGAGUUUUAUGGCUAUUAUGACAUUGAUGAUGCAAUGAAGACCAAGGCUUUGUUUCCUACAUUGAAGACAUUCAGAAUUAUUGCGGCCCUAAAUCUGACCGAAUGGAUUGAACCACCAAUGGUGAAAGAACAACAAAUAUCGGUGUUUCCUCGCCUUGAGGAGUUGGAUCUCGUGGAGUGUCCACAAAUAAGAAAUUUUCCUGAUCAUUUCGCAUUCCUUCGUAAGUUGGAGAUGAGUAUUUGUCACGAGCUAUCAAACCUAACAAGUCUGGUAGAAAAGUGUACCUCUCUUCAGAAUUUGGAAAUAUGCAGCUGCGACAAACUUAGAUCCCUUUCAUUAUUUGGUUUGACAUCCAUCCGAAAAUUGUUGUUUAGUUCACGUGGUGGCAAAUUAACAUCAACCAGCCAUCAUAGUGGACUAGAAUUGUACACUGGAGUUUCUCUUGAGGAGUUGUCCAUAAAAUGUCCAUCUCUUGAAAAUUUGGAAAUAAGCCGCUGUGAUAAUCUGAUAUCCAUUUCAAUUCACGGUGUAACAUCCCUUCGAGGAUUGGAGAUUAGUUCAUGUGGUGGAUUAAUAUCAAUGGACCUGCAAAGUCUACCAGAAUGCUAUAUCCCUCUGGAGGUGUUGUCUUUAAGGUCGUGCAGAAAUCUAGAUUCAAUUUCAAGUUUACACGGAUGCACAUCCCUCCGUGAAUUGACCAUUGAAGAUUGUGAUGAACUAAAAACUUGUGCAUUUAUUGGGCUUGAAUCUUGCACUUCUAUUCGUGCGCUGCAUGUCAACGAUUUUCAACGAUUGAGGCAGUAUGCAGUUGAUGGGUUAGACAUGUCUCUUAUUGAGGAGUUGACUAUUUACAAAUCCCCCAAGUUAAUAUGCAUUUCAAAUCACGGUCUGAUGACCCUCCGCAAACUAGUACUUAUUGCAAGUUGCGGAUUGGAAUUGUCUAUUGGCAGCAGUACUACACUGGAGGAGUUGUCUUUACAGGAUUGUACAUCCCUUGGUUCACUCUGUAUCGACAAUUGCGAAUCUCUGAGGCAUGUUUCGGUUGAUGGGCUAGAAACACUCACUCUUCUUGAGGAGUUGACGAUGAGGAAUUGUCCUCGUCUAACUUUCAUUCCAAUCACUCCGUCUCUUCGAGGAUUAGUGAUUGAGGGUUGUGGGAAGCUUUCAAGUUUGCCGAGAGAGUUGAAACAUUGCAACGCACUUGAGAGAUUGAAAAUAAGUGGUUGCCGAAACUUAGAAUGCAUUCCAAUUUCAGAUGUAUUCCCGCCAUCCCUUGGGCAAUUUGUAAUUGAAGAUUGUGCUCAACUAUCAAGCCUGCAAGGCCGUCAUGAAUCUCUUAAGGAGUUGAGUAUAGUGAAUUGUCCUGAGUUAAGAUGGAGUUCAGUUGCCGAACGUGGGAAGAGUCUGACCGCCCUCCGGAAAUUGGUUAUUGCAAGUUGGAGCGAACCGGAAUUGGACAUCGACUUUAUUAGUACUCUUGAUGAGAUUUCUUUACACGAUUGCACAUCCCUUGGCGAACUGAGAGUAGUGUAUUGUCAGAAUUUGAGGCAGAUUUCUUUACACGAUUGCACAUCCCUUGGCGAACUGAGAAUACGGAAUUGUCAGAAUUUGAGGCAUUUAGUGCGUGAUGGGUGGGGGAUCCAAACUGCCCUCUGUCUUAAAGUUCUGGAGAUAUACAAAUGCUCUAAUUUAGAGGCUCUUCCCAGUUUAGACAACCUCACAUCCCUUGGCAAACUGAGUAUUGUGGAAUGUGAUGGAUUGACAGGUCUGCCGAGUGGGCUCUCAUCCUGCACAUCCCUUGGGAACUUGAGAAUAGAGGAUUGUCAGAAUUUAAAAGCUCUUCCCAGUUUAGACAACCUCACAUCCCUUGGCGAGCUGAGUAUUGUGGAAUGUGAUGGAUUGACAGGUCUGCCGAGUGGGCUCUCAUCCUGCACAUCUCUUGUCGAGUUGAAAAUUGAAAGGUGCAAAAAAUUGAUAUCUCUGGCAGGUGUCGAUGUAACUAGCUUGCAAUCUCUUUCCAGCUUAACAAUACUUGAUUGUAAGAAAUUACGAUACUUGCCGACGGGUCUACACACUCUGACUCGUUUGGAGAUAAUGCAGAUUGGUGGGUUGUGGCAGGAGCUCGAUUCUUUUCCGGUUUCGCAAAUUCCUUCAUCAAACAAGUUAGCAAUAGUGGGGUGGCCUAAGCUCAAGUCUCUGCCUCAAAUAAUUAAUCACUCGACUAAUCCUGUAACAGUGUUAGCUAUAUGUACGUGUGAUGGGCUGGAGACUCUUCCAGAGUGGUUAGGUGACCUUACAUCUCUUGCCCAACUGUCUAUAGGGGCGUGCAAGAAUCUCAAGUCUCUGCCUUCCGCCCAAGAUAUGCAACGCCUCACCAAACUAGACCAUCUACUAAUUUUAGGAUGUCCCAUUCUGAAGGAAACAUGUGCCAGCGGUACCGGCACAGAGUGGCCCAAGAUAUCUCAUAUUCCAAAAAUCAAAAUUCAUUCAGAUGAAGAUGAAGAUGAAGAUGAAGAUGAAGAUUGGAUAUUGGCCUGAGAUUUCUCACAUUCUAAACUUCAGAGCGUCCAGAUUCAAGACCAAUCCAAGUUUUCACUUAGUCGAAUUCACAUGUGCAUACGCUGCAUGAGUCUCUAUGUGUAGCUCUACUAAGCCAUCUCCAACAGUUCGAUGACGUUCCUACAGAUCAUAUACCCGAAUGGGGCAACCAUUAGCCAGUGUGCUAGCCAUGAAAAUGUAUGAAGAUUGUAUGAAACUCCCUCAUUCGAUGGAUUCAGAGGCAUCCCGUGCGCUUAUUGAUGCCAGUAGGAUGGCCCUGCUCAAAUUAAGGCAAGGGAGCAACAGCAGAUACAAAUGCAGCAGCUACAGUUAUUGGAGCAUCGCAGUGCUCAGUUACAGCUUUGGGAUCCUAGUCAUCCUGCUCUUGGUGGUGCUAUAAAUGCUAUAAACUCUGAGGUUGUUAUGGGGCAACCGUCAGCCAGUGUUCUAGCCAUGAAAAUGUAUGAAGAUCGUAUGAAACACCCUCACUCAAUGGAUUCAGAGUAAUCCCCUGCGCUUGUUGAUGCCAGUAGGAUGGCCCUGCUCAAAUCAGUUGCAAAUCCACAAGGCCAGUUGGUACAAGGCAAUUCUGGGAACAUGCCUGCUGCUUUGCAGCAAAUCCAAGCACGAACUCCUUUAACCACUAUUGUAGGACAUCAAGAGCGAAGUUAGCUUAGGUGCAACUCAGAAAAAUUUGCCUAUGGAUCCUUCAUCAAUUUAUGGACAAGCAAUUUUACAGUCAAAAUUUAGACUGAGCAGUGCAGGUGACAAUACCUGACUGUCAGAUACGGCUCAUUUCUUCCUUCAGGAUUGAAUCAAGGCAUUACAGGUCUUCCUUUGAAGGGUUGGCCUUUAACUGUCAGUUAUAUAUGGCUCUCUCUUCUUAAAUGUUUCUUCUAGUGUGGAUUUAAUUCUUUGUUGCAAAACUACUACAUACUGCAGGGAAUCAACCAAUUAUGACAGAAUUUGGGUGUACAAAUGCAGAAGCCAAAUCUUCAGACCCAAAUCAGUUCUUUUUGGCAUCUCAACAACAGCAGGUUUUGGCACAAGCUCAGGCACAAAAUAACGUUGGAAGUUCAACAAAUUAUGGAGAUAUGGAUCCUCGCAGAUUUUCUGGACUGCGUAGGGGUAGCUUGAAUUCAAAAGACGGCCAGUCUACCAGAAAUGAUGGAUCUAUGUUCUCUCUAGUUUUAUCAAGUUCACCAAAG